Molecule: messenger RNA, 947 nt
Organism: Humulus lupulus (European hop)
Lineage: Eukaryota; Viridiplantae; Streptophyta; Magnoliopsida; Rosales; Cannabaceae
Product: large ribosomal subunit protein uL16-like
Exons: 4
Coding region: 145-810 (221 amino acids)
Biological process (GO): translation; ribosomal large subunit assembly
Cellular component (GO): cytosolic large ribosomal subunit; ribosome
Molecular function (GO): structural constituent of ribosome
Source: RefSeq, a predicted model, not a curated record
CGCACGCUCACACGUAUAACUCCGUCGAACUUGUUAGGGUUUUAGAGUCGGCUAUAUUGAUAUAUAAAUAGCCGCACGCCAUUCUUCUAGUCUCCUCAUUUCUAAGAUUAGGGUUUCCACCAGAACUCAGACAGGAAUUUCGCCAUGGGGAGGAGACCAGCCAGAUGUUAUCGUCAGAUCAAGAAUAAGCCAUACCCAAAAUCCCGGUUUUGCCGUGGUGUGCCUGACCCCAAGAUCAGGAUUUAUGAUGUUGGAAUGAAGAAGAAAGGAGUUGACGAGUUCCCCUUCUGUGUUCACUUGGUUUCAUGGGAGAAGGAAAAUGUGUCCAGUGAAGCUCUUGAGGCAGCUCGUAUUGCUUGCAACAAAUACAUGUCCAAGUUCGCUGGGAAAGAUGCUUUCCAUCUACGAGUCCGUGUUCACCCUUUCCAUGUCCUCCGUAUCAAUAAGAUGCUUUCAUGUGCUGGAGCUGAUAGGCUUCAGACUGGAAUGAGGGGUGCUUUUGGAAAGCCACAGGGAGUUUGUGCCCGAGUUAGUAUUGGCCAAGUCCUUUUGUCUGUUCGUUGCAAGGACAACAACAGCCAACAUGCUCAGGAGGCUCUUCGCCGUGCUAAGUUCAAAUUCCCUGGUCGUCAAAAGAUCAUUGUCAGCAGGAAGUGGGGAUUCACCAAGUUUAGCCGCAGUGAUUAUGUCAAGUUGAAGGCAGAGAACCGGAUUCAACCUGAUGGUGUCAAUGCUAAGCUUCUCGGAUGCCAUGGACCUUUGGCCAAUCGUCAACCUGGAAGAGCAUUCAUAGAUGCUGCUGUUGCUUGAUUUCUUCUAAUAUCUAGUCUGGACGAGCUUUUCUUUUAUCUAGUCUGAACUUUGCAUACCGUUUUCCGUUUAUGUACUUUUCGUUUGGGAUUAUAUAUUCUGCUUUUCAUCUAAUGAAAAUUUUGUAUUUCGUACAA